CUCCGACGCGCGGCUCCAACGCUGCAACUGGAUAACCCUAAUUCGGGAUCCCGUUAUCGCCCGACGGAUAUUUGCUGGGAUUGGAAUCCUUAAGCGAUGAUACCAUACCUGCAGAAUGUUAUUUUUCUGUUUUCUGCAGGGCGCACUGUCCACUGCAAAAGGCUGCACAUCCCGACUAGCGUGCUUCCUUUCGUGCCGUCCACCGACCCUCUCAUUGGAUAUUGCGUUGCGGAUGCAUCACCGCGGAUGUGACAUUAUCAAUCGCUGACAUGCAUUAAAAGCUCAGUGAGUAUGUUACGAUCUUCUAGAGUCGUCGAACAUCAUCUAUCCCGACUUUGCCGCUCAUUCCACCUCAUCCGUUCAUAUCACAUUGGAUGCGAUUGGCUUCAGAGUGCAUGUGUCGUUAUCCGGAUAUGUUGGGUUACAAUCAGGGAAAGAGAAUCCUUGACAUGCUCAUGGGAGUGACUCAAACCAUCCUGCUGAAGGGAAGGAUAUAAAGGGACGGGAAUCCUUGGGGGGCUAUUCCUCUACACUUCAAUAACCAUUCUUCUCAAGAUUCCUGAACCGAACAUAAUCAUCUCUAAACUAUAACUACCUGUCUAUUCAUAAUGCGUGUCACGACACAGCUAAGGGUCGGCAUCGUCGGUGGCGGAUGGAACGGCUGCCAUCUUGCCCUAGAGCUCAAAAAGCAGGGCCACCGAGUUUCUUUGUUCGAACAGAAGCCUGAUAUCUUCCAAGGUGUCUCAGGAAACUUUGGUAUCCGCCUGCACAAGGGGCCACACUAUCCUCGGUCCAAAGCCACUCGAGACAGCUGCCGUGAAGCCCUGGCCAAGUUUUGCGAGACGUAUCCCGAACUCGUUGUCUACCAUGAAUCCGCAAUAUAUGCACACGGCGAAGCAGACGCUCUGGGAAACCCAUCGAAGGUCUCCGAUGAGGCAUUCAGGGAUGUUUGCUACGAGUCUCCCGAGUGUACUACGGUUGAUCCGAAGGCAAAUGGCUUCCAGGGUCUCAUCAGCGCAUACAAUCUGGACGAACCCAGCGUCGCUAUUGGCGAUCGUCUCCGGAAUGCAUUCAAAGACAAGUUGGGUCGUGCAGGCAUCUACGUGCACCUCAAUACGACAGUCGACCGUAUCAUCCACACCGAGGACACCAACUGCAUUCAAACUGGGGAUGGACAGUACGUCUUCGAUGUAGUGAUCAACGCCACCGGCUAUACCAGCCUUCUGCCGCAGAAUAUCGCAGAUGCUCUUCCCGUCGACAUUGGCGUCACGUAUCAGACCUGUAUCGCCCUUGUCUACGAAGACCAGCAGCCGCAAGAAAAGCCCCUCUCUUUCAUUGUCAUGGACGGCUGGUUUCCCUGCGUGAUGCCGGCGAUCGACACAAACGAGCCCCUUCAGAAGAAGUAUAUUUUAACACACGGCAGCUACACCAUCCUCGGAUCAUUCGACCGUCACGAGGAGGGUCAAGCGCUUCUAGAUAGUCUUGACGAGGAAGCUAUCGCUGCUCAGAUUAAGCCCCACUGCGAGCGGGAGAUCACCCGGUUCUGGCCCGGGUUCCUCGAUCGGUUCCACUACCGCGGCUGGAAGGGCAGUGUUCUGGCCAAGUUAAAGACCACAUCCGAAUUCCGAAGCAGUUUGACCUUUGAGAAAGACGGCGUGAUCCACAUCUUCCCCGGCAAGGUGAGCAAUGUCGUGACGGCUGCCGAGGAGGUGGUUCCUCUGAUCAAUGACAUCGCACGGCGACGGCACGGUGUGGUUCGGGAGUGGAAUGGCGUACGCUUCACUGUGAGCAGCGCCUUCCACACCCACGGCAAGGAAAUUGGCGAUAAGCCAGGGCUGGGCGAGCACCACACUAGCAACCUGCAGACCUAUGUUUCACUGGUCACUGCAAACUAAGUGGGGCUCGGUGGUUUUUUCCAAUGGCAACUGGUUUCAUAUGUAGCGCUAAUGAGUCCCUGGUUACUAGAGAAUAGAUGCUUUAGACGUUAGAGAAUGUGAUUUUGAGUUUUAGCAAAUAGAAUAUCAGAUCCUAU
Aspergillus pseudotamarii is the source of this 2032-nucleotide messenger RNA. RefSeq lists its product as uncharacterized. NCBI's taxonomy places the organism in Eukaryota, Fungi, Ascomycota, Eurotiomycetes, Eurotiales, Aspergillaceae. Gene Ontology annotation, cellular component: cytoplasm. The record is from RefSeq and is a predicted model, not a curated record. Gene Ontology annotation, molecular function: oxidoreductase activity. The transcript has a single exon. Bases 609 to 1895 code for a protein of 428 amino acids.